Molecule: messenger RNA, 3642 nt
Organism: Rotaria sordida
Lineage: Eukaryota; Metazoa; Rotifera; Eurotatoria; Philodinida; Philodinidae
Source: the annotation of a GenBank genome assembly
AUGUAUUUAUAUACAAGUUCUCGUGAAGUUCGUCAAUGUGCAUUACGUAAUAUAAUUCGUUUAUGUAAAAUUGAAACAUUAGCAUGUGAUAUAAGAGCUGUUAUUCAUCAAAUAUUAAUAAAAGCUCGAUUACCAUUAUGGCCAUCAAGUGCAACAACUCGUAGUUCAAAUCAAAAAUUAUUAUCACAAUCAAUUGAAUAUUUUGAUUUACGUUGUCAAUUAACAGAAAAUUUAACAAAACAAAUGCAAACAACACUUAAUAUAAAUUCAAAACAAAUUUUAACUAAUGAAUUUAAUUGGUUAUCAUCAUAUACAGUAUCAACAACAUCAAAUGAAUUACGUACAAUUGAUAAUAUUUUAUUUAUGGGUCAUUUAAGAUUUAUUCGUACAUUAUUAACAUGUGAAAAUAUAAAUAAAAUUGAAUUUGGUAUUGAUUUUAUACGUUUAAUUAUUGAUCAAUUUUUAUUUCCUGCAUCAAAACGUAUGUCAUCACCAAUUGUACAAACAAAUAAUGAAAAUGAUUCAUUAGAUGAUUCUGUACCUGAACCAAAAUGUUCAACAAGUGAAAGUCGUUUAGCUGCAUAUGAUGUACUUGUUGAAUUAGUUCGAAAUUGUCGUACAAAUUUAAGACUUGUUAUUGAUGAUCUUAUUAAUCUUCAUCAUAGACCUAUACUUGAAAAACAAACUGAAUGGGAGUUCAUGCCGCAAGUUAAUCCUCGUGCACAUUGUGGAUUAGUUGGACUUUAUAAUGGUGGUGCAACAUGUUAUAUGAAUUCAAUUCUUCAACAAUUAUAUAUGUUACCACAAAUAUCUGAACAUAUAUUAAGUGUUCCUGAUGAUCUUGAUAAUACAAAUGGAACAAAUAAAACAGGUGAUUCAAGUUUAUUUUAUCAACUUCAACAAGUAUUUGGUCAUUUAAUGGAAAGUAAAAUGCAAUAUUAUUCACCUGAAUCAUUAUGGAAAGUAUUUCGUUUAUGGGGACAAGAAAUAAAUAUUCGUGAACAACAAGAUGCAUUUGAUUUUUUUACAGCAAUGACUGAUCAAAUAGAUGAAUAUUUGAAAACUAUGAAACAAGAAGAAAUAUUUCAUAAACAAUUUGAAGGAAUUUUUUGUAAUCAAAUGAUAUGUACAAAUGGUUGUCGUCAUCGUUAUGAAGGUGAAGAAAGAUUUAUGGCAUUAAAUGUUGCUGUUAAAGUUGAUUCACUUAAUGAAUCAUUAAAUCAAUUUGUUAAAGGUGAAGUUCUCGAUGGAAAUAAUGCUUAUUUUUGUGCUAAAUGUCAAGAAAAACGAACAACAAUUAAAAGAUUAUGUAUUAAAAAAUUACCACCAUUAUUAUGUAUACAAAUGAAACGUUUUGGAUUUGAUUGGGAAAAUAAUCGUGCAUUAAAAUUUGAUGAUUAUUUUAAAUUUCCUUUAGUACUUAAUAUGGAACCAUAUACAUUAGAUGGUGUUAAUAAACGUGAAAGUUUUGUAGCAUAUGAUGAUAUAACUGAUAGUACAAAUAAUGAUUCAUUAAUUAAUAAUGCAACAACAACUACAAAUGAUAGUAAAUUUGUACCUCGUUCGUUAAAUAAUGUAUCAAGUAAUAUGCCAACAAUAAAUUAUGAAUUAAUUGGUAUUGUUAUUCAUUCUGGUCAAGCUAAUGCUGGUCAUUAUUAUUCAUUUAUAAAAGAUAUACGUCGUCGUCAUUCAAAUCAUACAAAUCAAUGGUAUCGUUUUAAUGAUACAUCUGUUGAAGAAAUACAAUUAACUGAACAAAUGCUUGAAGAAGAAUGUUUUGGUGGAACAUUUCGUGUACAAAAAGAUAAUAAUAAUUCAAGUGAAGAACGUACACGUUUUUGGAAUGCAUAUAUGCUUAUAUAUCAAUGUAUUGAACCAUCAAAAUUACUUCCACCACCACCACCUGUAUCAUCAUCAUCACCAAAUACAAAUCGUUCAUCACGUCAUAUACCUGGUACAGCUGUUCGUAUAAAUCGUACAAAUCAACGUGAUUCAUUAUCUCAAUUAGCUGAUUUAGUUGUUCGUAGUGAAAAUAGUGAUUUAUUUCGAAUUGAAAAACCAUUAAUUCCAUCACAUGUAUUAUCUUGUGUUAAAGAUGAAAAUCUUGAAUUUUUAAAAAAUCGUGAUACAUAUUGUGAUGAUUAUUUUCAAUUUAUAUAUAAAUUAUCAAAAAUAUGUUUUGAUGAUAUUAAUAUACCAUAUGAUAUGGAAAUAAUUGAAAAUGAUAAUGAUGAAACAUCAUAUGAAUUAUGUACAAAAUUAGCAUUAAAUUUUUUAUUAAAUACACAUUUACGUACACAUCGUCGUUUACGUAAAGAUAAUUCACAACAAUGGAUACAAUUAUUAGGACGUUUAUUUACAAAAAAUUCAACAUCAUGUAUUAUUUUUUAUGAUUUAUUAUUUGAAAAAAAUGAUUAUGGAUUAAAAUUAUAUUUACUUGAUUGUCCUAUUGAUGAUAUACGUUAUAUAUUUGAACAAAUAUGUGAAAAUAUUUUACAAGCAACAUAUUCUCAUGUAUUAGAAAAACAUCAACAAAUACAAGAAACAAAUAUUAAUGAUAAUCAUGAAACAUUAAUUAUUAAUAUUGAUAAUAAAUUAUUAUUAUUAAUGAAAAAAUUUAUUGAACAAUUAAUUAAUUUAUUAGAUAAAUAUGUUGUUGAACAAGUUAAACAUUCACAAGGAUAUUUUCAAUUAAUUUAUUAUUAUAUAAAAAUAAAUAAAAAUUCUAUUGAUUAUUUAUUACAAUUAAAUACAUUUACACGUUUAAUAAAUUUUUUAUUAGGUGAAAAUAUUGAUACAAGACGAUGGAAUUCUGGACAAGCAAAAGAAUUUGGUAUUAUACAUGAAAUAAUUUCAACAUUAGCAUUAGCAUGUAAUUUAAAUAAAAAUAUAUUUAAUGAACAAGAUAUACAAUUAAAAAAUCAAAUGGAAAUGUAUUUUUAUGGUAAAUGGUCAAAUAGAUAUUUAAAAGAAAUAUGUUAUGCUUUUCAAGAAAUUUCACCAUCACAAUUAACAUGUACGGUACAAUUAAUGGAAAUAUUAGCACUUAAUAAUCAAACAUUUUCUGAACAACUUAUUAGAAUUAUAUUACAUUCAAUUACACAAGCACAUACUAAUGAUUUGAAAUCAUUAUUUAAAUUUCUUAGUUAUAUUUUAUUAGUCGAAGAUUCAUUACAAACAAAACGACUUCAAUUAGCAUUUGAAGGUACGAAUGAAUCUGGUAGUGGUGAUAAUUAUCAACAUAUUACUGGACUUUAUUCACUUAUUCGAACAAGUAUUGAAAGUGAACAACGACGAGCAUAUCAAACAGUUAAAUUUCUUAUUAAUCUAUCAAAUAGAAAUAGUGCAUGUAAAGAUUAUUUUUCUUCAACUGCUUUUCAAUGGGAAUUUGCUAUAAAUUGGCUUAAACAACAAAUGCAAACAUCAUGGCAAUGGUCACCAGCACAAAAUGUAUCAAAUGAAGAUACUGAUACACGUUCAUUUCAACGUACACGUAGUGCACAAUUUACAUUAGAACAAGCUCAAUCACUUUUACAACAAACAACAAUAUCAAAUAAUGAUACAUCAACAAACGAAUUAAUGGAAUUAAAUGAUACUCAAAGUCAAUCUUCAUCACAAUCAACACUUGCUGGUAUUGAUUAA